Nomia melanderi (Alkali bee) is the source of this 1120-nucleotide messenger RNA. RefSeq lists its product as uncharacterized. NCBI's taxonomy places the organism in Eukaryota, Metazoa, Arthropoda, Insecta, Hymenoptera, Halictidae. The record is from RefSeq and is a predicted model, not a curated record.
UAAAGGAGGAAGCCCCGCGGUCCGGGGGCUCAGUACCGUUCAAAGAUGCAGGCUGCUGAGAUGCUGUGUGGUACCAGGGUCUACCAUCUUGUGUUCCUAAUAUCUCUCGCUAUUGGUUAUGUCCAUUCUUAUCCACUUCAAAUAUUACCUAGCAUCCCAGGUUAUAUUCCAGUGUAUAUAAGACAUGGGGAUCAGCCUUUAGAAGAAAUAAAUCCCGCGUUAGCGGAAGCGUUUCACGAAGAACCGAACUUAUUAAAGGCCACCAACUUAGCUAAUGUUAACGGUCCCACAGAUAUUAGUUUAGAGGAAGAGGAAGCAAAUAAAAACAAUGUAGAGGCUAUACGCGUUAGAAAAGCGGAGAACAAUUUCCCCGCGGAAGACGAGAAAAGUAAAGAGCCAACGAAAAAGGCUGCCAAAGAAGAACCGUUAAAACUCGAAGCAACCGCGAAUACAGUAAAAAAGGUCGUUCCAGUAACAAAAGAACAAAAAGACUUUCCAAAAAAAGCUCAAAUUGAAAUAAAGGAACAAGCGGAAAAACACGGAUUCAAAUUAAGCCUCCCUGAGCUGUCUUCAGAGCAACUGAGUAAAGAGGAUAACCCACCAACCCAUAAUUCAGUUGUGAAAGCAGAUCAAGUUAUCGUCGAUAGGCUGACCGAGCCGAAUCCUCCUUUAAUUAAGGACAUCUCACAAUCUUCCACAAAAGAAGACAUUCCUGUGAUUACAAUUGUAGAUGAAAAAUUGCCUACGAAAGAGCUACCGCUUCCGAGCGUAUUAUCGAACGUUCAAAAAAUGACUGCUCCACCAGAAACAUUGCAUCAACUAGAAAUGGAGCGGACGGAGAAUCAAUUUUUAGAAGAGAAAUCAAAAUAAGCAAAUAUUCUGUCUAUAGUGAAACUUAUUUAUAGCAAUACGAAUGCUCUAGAAUUUUGUGAUACAUACUUGUUUAGUAGAUCGUACGAGUUAAUUUUUGAUUGCCAAGUAUUAAGAGUCAAAUUACUUUAUUAUAAGUUAUUGAUAUUAUUCUAUAUAAAGUAUUAUUAUAUACGUAGAAUAUAUAUUAUUGCACUGUAACGUUUCUCAAAUAUAAUACGGUAUUACAAUUUUAAGCAUGUAAUUUAUU